AUGUCCGCGAUAUUAGCAGAUGCAGAGUCUCGCGGAUCGGAUCCAGCCGUUGGAGAAUCAGGCUUGAGCCAAGCUUUGCUAGGCUCGGGAGUUUUCAAGGUUAGGGAUGCCGCGGCUGGCCCGUUGGCUCGGCACGUCCAGCGGAUCGAGGCUCGGCUCGACCCGAAGCUGUUCCCUCCACCCAACAACGCGGUGACCCUGUGGGACGCAGACAGGGACGGGAUCCUCCGACCAGAUGCAUCAACGGUGGAGAUGCAGCGAGAGGGAACCAGUGAAUCGUUGGUGGAGCUUCGUGUGGAGCUGAAGCAGGGGGAGGAAGUGUACAGCGUGGGAGAGCGGUUGGGAGCGGUGGUGGGGAUGAAUGUGGCGACCAGGCUGCAGGACCCCACAGAUCCCUCCUCCUUCUCCUGCGAUGCCACCCUCCAAGCGCUCUUCAAGCAGGACAAGCUCAAAAUCUCCUCCCUCCCCAUCCACAUCUCCCCAUUCCUCUCUCCUCCACCGCCUCUCACCAUCACCCACCGCAUCUCCCUCGCCACCUGCCCCACACACUCCGCCACACUCCCUUCUUUAGAUCCUCCCUUUCAUACACUGGGCCCACCCACCACCCUCCCUUCAUAUGAGACCCUGCCCCCUGUUUCGGCUGACACCUGCGUGGAUGUGACUGUAACAGAAGCUCCUGCGCUAGCAGCCGAAACGGCCCGUGUGAUUGCAGCGAUGGGUCAGCAGCCGGAGAUAGACGCAAUUGACGCAGCCAUGGCUAGAGACGCGGAACUUUUAGCUAAGCACCGGCGGCGGCGCGCUUUCUUCCUAGCGUUUUCGCACUCUCCUGGGGAGUUUGUCAGGGACUUGAUGGUUUCGCAGCAGAGAGACUUGGAUCAGAUGCAGCAGGGAGGAGUGGAAGGUGCUGGGGGUGCACAGGCUUUUGGUCCUGAGACUGCUGACCAAGAUGCCGAGUUCUAUGCUCUACCAUGCCCAGCCAAGCCCAGCAAGGUGACUGCUGCUGCUGCUGCUGCUCCUCUUCCCUCCACCCCGAAUUCCAUUCGGGGCGGACUGCAGCAGACGGGUGGAGGAUUAAUGGAUGGGGUUAGAGUAGGGAGGGGGGGACGAGGGCUUCAGCAGGGGCCUGGUGUGCCAGGAUCUUCCCCAGGGGAGAUGAGCAGCGGUGGUGCUGCCAAUGACGGCACUGGUGCCAGUGCCGCCGGUACUUCUGGUCCUACCAGUAACAGCAGUGGGAACAGCAGUGGUGGCAGCAUCAAUGGCACUGCUAACGCCACAGCCCCCCCCAGCAUCAUCCCUCCAGGCAGUGCCGAUGGUGCUACCUCUGCUCCUACCAGUAACAGCAGUGGGAACAGCAGUGGUGGUGGCAUCAGUGGCGCUAGUAACACGACAGCCCCGGCCAGCAUCGUCCCUACAGGGAGUGCCAAUGGAACUGCUGCUGGUAACCCCACUGGACCCGAAGGGGCUGCUGGCAUGGCUCCCACCAGCACCACGCCUCCAAGAAAUAACACUGCUCCUGGUGACCCCACUGGAGCUGGUAACUUCACUGCGGCUGCUGGCAAUGGCAUAGAGGGGGAUGCAGUGCGGUACUUCACGGUGGGGCAGGAGGCGUUUGUGUGGGGGUCUCCUCUCGUCACCUUCUUCCGCCAGCAGGCCACCCGUGCUGCCCUCAACGCCUUCUCCUUCGCCAACACCACCGCUGUCGUCGGCACCACCAGUGAGUUGAACUCUCCUUCUGAUGCACUCGCGGUGGCUCUCCCCAAUGUGGACACGGUGUAUGGAGGGGCCUUCCUCUACCUGCGAGAGGAUGAAGCGCAUCGCAUCCCUCCUGUUUCCUUCCACCCUCCCCCCCUCCCCCUCCCCCUCCCUCCCCGCUCAAUCCACCCAGCGGUGGCUCUCCCCAAUGUGGACACGGUGUAUGGAGGGGCCUUCCUCUACCUGCGAGACCAGCCCAUGGUGUUCCGAACCCCCAACAUGGGCCAAGGCCGCUACUACAGCAUCGGGUUCUUCCAGACCUAUGGCCCGGCGUUCAGUGUGAACGGCAGCCGAGCCAACGGGCCAGGCCCCAACACGUUCACUCUAGUCGGGCCGGACUGGGCAGGGGAGCUGCCUGCUGACCUCUCACCUACGGUCAUACAGUCGCCCACCAAUGAUGCUCUCCUGCUGAUGCGAGUGGUCGUGUCAGAAAACGUCACCAACGACAUUGCUACAGUGCUCGACCUCUACAGUCAAGUCUCGCUACAGUCACUCUCAGAGGUGCUAGGCGGGCCUGCUGUUGCGCCCCUCCCCAAUCCGCCCCUCCCCAGCUCCAACCUCUCCGAGGCCCUCCAGGUGAGAAGUGCCCUCCAGGUGAGAAGUGCCCUCCAGGUGAGAAGUGCCCUCCAGGUGAGAAGUGCCCUCCAGGUGAGCAGUGCCAACCGGGUGAGCAGUGCCAACCGGGUGAGCAGUGCCAACCAGGUGAGCAGUGCCAACCAGGUGAGCAGUGCCAACCAGGUGAGCAGUGCCAACCAGCUCGCGCCCAUCAACGUCACCCAGCAGCACGGCUUCGACCCCUACAGCGUCAUAAGCUUUCUUACUUCUAUCUUCCCCCUUCCAUCACUACCUUGCGCUCCCUAA
This is a messenger RNA of Closterium sp. Naga37s-1, 2613 nucleotides long. The record is from the annotation of a GenBank genome assembly. Lineage: Eukaryota; Viridiplantae; Streptophyta; Zygnematophyceae; Desmidiales; Closteriaceae.